AUGCUCGCCGAAGAGGUGUCUAUUGAAGCUCGUGGCAGGGUCAAUACCAGUACCGGACGAGGAAAACGAGAGGCCGAGGCCGAGGCUGAAGUUGAAGCCCUCGAGGCACGUGGGAGGUUCGGGAGUAAGUCAGAGCCAGCUAUCGGGUCUCCAGCAAGUGGCUCGACCGGAACACGUCGGGAUGCCGAGCCGAUCAAAUUCAGCAGCUGCGGUGGUCAUCGACGAGAUGCGGAUGCAGACACCGGCGACGUCGCUACAUCGAACGAGGGCCUGACCAAGCGUGGUAAGCUUGUCCUAUGGGAUCCGACGGACAACUUGGUCGAGCGAGAACGUGGAUCACGCUGGGGUGGAAGCAAGCGUGGCCUUAUCUCAGCUCGCGGCGACAGCUACCGACGUGAAGCUGAGCCAGCAAGAUGGGGUGGCACUAGUCGUCGCGAAGCUGAGCCCAUCAAAAUUCCAGUAGGUAGCGGCUGCCGUCGGGAUGACUUGAUCGAGCGAGAUCUUGGCCUUAUAAAACACCCUGGAGGUUCUCCUAAGAGAGAUCUUAUCCCAAGUUACAGCGGCAGUUACCGACGUGAAGCUGAGCCGAUCAGGAUCAGCAGCUCUCGUGGUGGUCAUCGACGAGAGGCCGAGCCCAUUGCUCAGUCUAUGGAGAAUCCAGGAGGGGGCCCCAAACGCCGCGAUGCUGCUGCCCAGCCUGGAAGACUUGACAUCGGCAAAGGUCAUGAUCGACGAGAUGCGGAUGCAGAGGCAUCGAACGACGUGGUUGCGCGUGGAAAGGGAGUGCCAUGGACUCCCAAGCGCGAUGCUGAGGCAAUCAAGAUCAACAGCCCUGGCGGCCAUCGACGAGAAGCCGAGCCUAUCAAACGAGCUCUCAGAUCCCCGGUAGGUGGUUCGGACACCGACGGCCUCGCUAUAUCGGACGCGGCCCUGGCCGAACGAGGUCACAAUGUCCCAUGGGGAGGCAAGCGCGCCCCCGAGCCGGCAGACGACUUGGCCGUGCGAGAUCGUGGCUCACGUUGGGGCGGAAGCAAGCGUGGCCUUAUAAAACACCCUGGAGGUUCUCCUAAUAGGGACCUUACACCAGGUCGUGGCGGCUACCCUCGGGAUGCCGCUCCCCUCAGAGUUGCACUAGGUGGCUGCCGUCGGGAUGCUGCUGCCCAGCCUGGGAGAAUCGGUACGGGCAUAACUUGCGGCCGACGAGAUGCUGCUGCAGAGACCAUCGAGGCCCGCCAGAGAAUGAGCUCAGGCACUGGUCGUGGCCGCCGACGAGAUGCCAUUCCGAGAGACCUUCGUGGUAAUGACGCUAAUCCACGAGGCGUCCGCCCGGGCAACGGGAACAACGAAAGAGAUAUCACUGCAGCGACGGUCGAGGCCCGUGGGAGAUUCAGAGGCAAUAGCCGACUUGUUUGA
This is a messenger RNA of Alternaria triticimaculans, 1413 nucleotides long. RefSeq lists its product as uncharacterized. NCBI's taxonomy places the organism in Eukaryota, Fungi, Ascomycota, Dothideomycetes, Pleosporales, Pleosporaceae. The record is from RefSeq and is a predicted model, not a curated record. The transcript is spliced from 2 exons. The coding region runs from base 1 to 1413 and encodes 470 amino acids.